Molecule: messenger RNA, 1087 nt
Organism: Stereum hirsutum FP-91666 SS1
Lineage: Eukaryota; Fungi; Basidiomycota; Agaricomycetes; Russulales; Stereaceae
Product: terpenoid synthase
Exons: 7
Coding region: 19-969 (316 amino acids)
Source: RefSeq, a predicted model, not a curated record
UGCUCUUGCAGCUUCGACAUGUCUACUGCGAAACCUGAGAUUCCUCCGAUGGAGAGCUUCCCUCCAAUCAAUGUUUACCCCCGCGAAGCAGAAAUCAUAAAAUACUGCAACAACUACGUUGCUGAGCACUUCCCAUUCAACAACGACGCAGAAGUGAAACACUUCAAUGGGAUGGAAAUCCCAGCGUAUGCAUGCAGAGUCGUCUCGUUCGCAAGGGACCACGAGAAGAUGCGCAAAGUCUCCAUCCUCAUCGUCUUUUACUUCAUCUUCGAUGACUGGGUCGACAAGAACGGUAUGAAGCUCGACAAGAGUACCGUCAUGGCCCUCCUUCCGCCUCCAAGCGAAGUCCCCAUCAAGCCUCCCCAAGCCGGCAAGAUGACUCUCUCCGAUAUCUCCGCAGAGCUCUACGGAGCCGUCCGUGACGAUAUGCCCAAAGCAGACUACGACAGAAUGGUGAACGACAUGAUGGAGUAUCUUCGAGUGCAGAGGAUGGCACCGGGGUAUAAUACUCUGCAGGAGCUCCUGGACCUGCGCUCGGGCGAAGUGGGCGUGUAUGUCCUAUUCCGUUACAUCAUCUACGCGAUGGAGCUUUCUGUCUCCGGAAAGGAGCUCGACGAUCCCCUUGUCAAACGAGCGCAAGUUUUAGGGUCAGAGGCUGGUGUGCUGAGGAAUGAGGCCUCCUCGUACGUCAAGGAAGUCAAUGAAGGAUCCGGCGCGCAUAAUGUUAUCACAAAGCUUCAAGAGUGGUCAGGAUGCACCGAGAAGGAGGCAAUGAAACAGGUGCUGGACGCGAUCGAGAAACGUCAAGAGGAGCUGCGCGAGAUGUGCCUCAAGGUCACGGAGGCGCCUCAUUUGUCCGAGGAUUGCAAGACCUUCGUGAAAACGAUUCCGUAUAUCGUAGCAGGGAAUACUUGGUGGCAUCAUCAUUCUACGAGAUAUGCAGAGGGUCGCGAGGUGACUGUGCCCUAGAGUACGGCCGUGUAGCCAUGAGUCUGUCCAUCCUCUUUUGAUCGAGUUGGAGGUAGUACCUGCACAGCGUUAAGGCAUGUACGUGUAGUCCUAGGCAGUAACAAGAAUAUGAUAGAUG